Bactrocera latifrons is the source of this 3288-nucleotide messenger RNA. RefSeq names its product protein neuralized (gene neur). Lineage: Eukaryota; Metazoa; Arthropoda; Insecta; Diptera; Tephritidae. Gene Ontology annotation, molecular function: ubiquitin protein ligase activity. The transcript has 3 exons. The coding region runs from base 248 to 2476 and encodes 742 amino acids. The record is from RefSeq and is a predicted model, not a curated record.
ACAAAAUGUUUUGACAAAAACUUAAAACAAGCAAAUAAUCAACAUUUAUUGUUGCUGUUGUUGUUUUAGUGUUUAUACCUAAAGUAACUUGCAUACCAAACCGUCGUUACGACAGUGUUUAUUUAAUCUAAUAAAUUAUUUUUGUUUUAACACAAAUUUAAACGUUUUGCAACUUUCCCGUCGCAAGCUUUCACUGCACCAAAGUUAAUUAAUUAUUUGCUAUAUACUAAACUAAAAAAAUAACGCCAUGGGUUUAUCAGAAAAUCAAGCCAACAGCUAUAUGCCAACUAGCACAGGACCUGGUGGUCAAGUUGUCGUCAUGGAGUGCCCAAAUCAUCGCAUCUCCAACAAAAAGCUGCAUAUCUUGAAGAAAAUCAAAAAACGUUUCGGACUAGUUCGUCGCUCGCCAUCUUCCUGCCCAGGUCCCAACAACUUGCCACCCCUCCAAUUCCACACUGUACAUGGCGACAACAUACGGAUAUCACGCGACGGCACUUUGGCGCGUCGAUUCGAAAGUUUCUGCCGUGCAAUCACCUUCUCAGCACGUCCGGUGCGCAUCAACGAGCGCAUUUGUGUGCGUUUCUCAGAAAUUUCUAACAAUUGGAAUGGCGGCAUACGUUUCGGUUUCACCAGCAACGAUCCGGCAACACUGGAGGGUGCGCUGCCUAAGUACGCGUGCCCCGACUUAACGAAUCGUCCCGGUUUCUGGGCGAAAGCGCUGCACGAACAAUAUUGCGAAAAGGAUAAUAUACUUUAUUACUAUGUCAAUUCGGCUGGGGAUGUGAUCUAUGGCAUCAAUAACGUGGAGAAGGGCAUCAUAUUGAGCGGCAUCGAUACGCGCGGCUUACUCUGGACUUUGGUGGACAUCUAUGGUAAUUGCACUGCGAUUGAGUUCUUAGAUGCGCGCGUUUAUAUGUAUCAACAGAGCGGUAAUGGACUCGUGGCCGCCGGUGUAGCAUUACCUGCCGGCAAUGGUGGUGUUAUUGGUGCUGGUGGCACAUUGCCUGGUCCACAAAUACCACUGAAUCCACAUCACCCACAUCAGCAAUCGCGUCGCUCAUUGCCAGCUGUCGAGCAGGAUUUGGAUCGUCAUGUAUUGCCUUCAAUGCAAUCGCUGAACAUUUCCAUGGAACAAAUGCCGUUUGCACAAGAUAUGGCCAAUGGUCUGCCACCUUUACGCUAUAAUGCCAACGGCCGCCUCAUACCGGUACCCUUUCACAUUACCAAAGGCCGCAAUGUGCGUCUCUCCAUGGAUCGCUUCAUAGCGUCACGUACAGAGAAUGACUUCUGCCAGGGUUAUGUGUUCACAGCGCGUCCCAUACGCAUCGGCGAGAAGGUGAUUGUACAAAUACUUAAAACCGAACAAAUGUACUUGGGCGCAUUGGCGCUGGGCCUUACCUCUUGCAAUCCGGCGGGAUUGCAACCCUCCGACCUACCCAACGAUUCUGAUUUUCUACUCGAUCGCCCCGAGUAUUGGGUGGUGAGCAAGGAUAUCGCCUCACAACCACAACGUGGUGACGAGAUCGCCUUCUUUGUCGCACCCAAUGGUGAGGUAACCAUUAGCAAAAACAAUGGCCCUGCCGUUGUUGUCAUGCAUGUCGAUCAAUCACUGCAGCUGUGGGCUUUCCUCGAUGUUUACGGUUCCACACAGUCGGUACGCAUGUUCCGCCAACAGCUACCCAAUAUGGUUAAUUAUCCACAACAACCGCUCUCCGCCGCACCGUCGACACAACGCCUUCCCCAACACGGCAAUAUGUCAAUUGCCGAUUCGAUGAAUAGUCUGAAUAGUCAAAUGUCUGAAUCGCGCAAAAUGUUGCACACCUCUGCACUCACUGUGGCAUCACACAACACCAUGAACAGUUCUGCGGCAACGCUGGCCUCCAUGACGGCCAAUGCGGCGAUAGCGGCACAAACUCAUUGUAAUGUACCUGCAGCGACGGUGUCGACGGUCACGCCCGUCACCAAAACCAAUGGCAAUACCACGGCGACGGCGACCGGUCACAUGAUCAGUAUGCCAUCAAGUGGUGAUCUCAUACAGAUUCAGCCGAACGGUGGCGGUACUGUAUUGGUUGUGAAUUUGCCACCUGCGAACUCGUCACACGAACUGAAUAGUCUGAGUGGUAGUGGUAAUGGUGUGAGCGCGACAAGGCAGCCAACAUCGGGUGUACUGGCUGGCGCUUGUUCGACAACGAUAACCAGCAAUCAGUACAUUGAGCCUGUGUCCUCGUUGAACGGUUGCAAUUCCACUCAGGAGAUGAAUAAAUGGAAAGAUACCGUCGAUCACAGUGGCAAUGGCAGCGCUGGCGCUGAAUGCACAAUCUGCUACGAAAAUCAAAUCGACUCGGUGCUUUAUAUGUGCGGACACAUGUGCAUGUGUUACGACUGCGCUAUCGAACAGUGGCGUGGCGUCGGCGGCGGUCAGUGUCCACUAUGUAGGGCCGUCAUACGUGAUGUUAUACGUACGUAUACCACGUGAACGGCACAGUGAGGCACACAAAAAUAAUAAUACAAAAAAUUAACCUGAAAAAAGGCGAAAUGGAAUGCAACAAACUACGCUAAUGCCAAAUGUAGAGCCGAUUUUUUUUUAAAUUAACAAUUUCGCGUUACAACAAAGCAUUAGAUUAUUACAAUAAUAUAUAAAACAAUGAGAAUGUGAGAGUGUAAGAUGAACACGUAAUUCCUACAUUAGCUGAAAUUGCCUCCUAACAACGUAUAUAAUACGCGUAUCCCACAAAAGGAAGCAAAAAAUUGUGAAAAAAGCUAUUAGGCAACAGUAAAACCGUCAAGUGCUUAAAUUAAGCAUACAAACUGUUACUCGCAGUCAAAGACAGAUGAGAUGAAUGAAAGGUAAUCGAUAUAUGACCGAAUGACUAAACAACUCGCAAUUUUCUUAGAAGACUACAUACAUAAUUAAUAAAAAAUGCAACAAAAACAAAAACUGUCCAAAAAUAUAAGAGAACACAGCACUUAUGAUUAAAAAUAAACUAAAUUGUAAUUAAAACGUAUUAAAUUAUUAGUAACGUUAAAAAGCAGACUAGAGUACUUUAAGAAAAGAGCGAAAAAAUAAUAACCUGAUUUAAAAGCAAAAGAAAAACAAAAAAUGCAUUUACUCUAAAGCAGAGCAGACACGUGUAGAUUUUGUAUUUAGUACCUAGAAGUUAGAACUUAAAUAUAAUGCUAAUUCAAACAAAGACCAAAUGCAGAGUAGUGUUCAGAAUACGGCAAGAAUUGCAGCUGAACGCUGUUAACAUGCAAAUUGUAAAUUUAAAUUAAACUCAAAACAUAAAA